CAGUGGAUGCUGUAGACUUGCGUUGCUCUGUGCCCGCCAUCCCUCCGCAGCCAGGCAGACCGCAGAAACUGACAAGAGUAGCCGACUGACGGAGGGCUGAGCCAAGAUGGGACGAGACAUCUGGUACGACAGAGCCAGCACAACAACAGGAAGUCUGGUGUAGAAGCUGAACCAGAAGAGAGCCCAGGCAGCAGUAGUAGCAGCGAUAGCAGUGGUGGGGCGGUAGAUGCCCUCCCCUCAGCCCCAGGCCCAGUUCCUCCCCAGGCCCCUGUAGGAGAGAAGAGAGAGGACAGCUCCUGCUUUGACAGCUCUGUAGACUCCAGCGAGGAAGAGGAGGACAAAGAGGAGGACCCUGCCAUGUUCUCAAACUUUCUAAGCGGGGCCAACCCCCUCAGCUCUGUCUCCUCUGCUGUCAGAGGAGGUAUUUUUGGGGACAAUGGGGAGGUUGACAAACAGAAAGCAGGCCCUCAGCAUCCUGGGUCAGUUCCUGGCCCUGGGAAUGCCCCACAGCAGCAACAGGGAGGACUCCAGCUGCAGGGGAACGGUCAGGCUGGUCAACCAGCCAAACCUAGCGGGCAGCAAGCCCCCGCUAAGGGUGAACCACAACAGCAAGGACCUCCUAAGGGUGGUCCACAACAGCAAGGACCUCCUAAGGGUGGUCCACAACAGCAAGCCCCUCAACAACAAGGACCUACAAAAGGUGGACCACAACAACAAGCCCCCCAACAGCAAACCCCUGCUAGGGGUGGACCACAACAGCAAGCACCUGAUAAAGGUGGAUCACAACAACAAGGGUCACCUAAGGUUGGCGCUCAGCCACAAGUGUCCCCUAAGGGUGGACCACAACAGCAAGGACCUGCUAAAGAUGGACCCCAACAGCAAGGGUCACCUAAAGUUGGAGUUCUGCCACAAAAUCCUAAGGGACCCCAACAGCAAGGACCUGCUAAGGGUGGACCCCAACAGCAAGGGUCCCCUAAGGUUGGAGCUCAGCCACAAGGGUCCCCUAAGAUUGGCACUCAGCAGCAUGGUUCCCCUAGGACUACACCACAGCAGCAGGGUUCCCCUAGGACUACACCACAGCAGCAGGGUUCCCCUAGGACUACACCACAGCAGCAGGGUUCCCCUAGGACUACACCACAGCAGCAGGGUUCCCCUAGGACUACACCACAGCAGCAGGGUUCCCCUAAGACUACACCACAGCAGCAAGCCGCUGGUAAAGCUGGGCAUCAGUCUAAAGCCGGACCUAUGGCUGGAGCUAAACCCCUGUGCCCAGUGUGUAACACUACCGGACUCAACCUACACUCCAAGGAGCCACCCAACUAUAACACCUGCACACAGUGUAAGACUGUCGUCUGCAGCUUCUGUGGCUUCAGUCCUCCUGACUCUGGCGGUAAGGAGUGGCUGUGUCUGACCUGCCAGAUGCAAAGAGCACUCGGAGGCUCGGACCCACCUGGAACCCCAAAGAUGAAACCCCAGCCUUCACCCAACAAAGCCUCUAUAUCUCCUGCACCACAGAAGAAAGACACCUCUACACAAGGCUCCAUCCAGAAAAACCCUAUUACAUCACCAACACAGCCACCCAAGGCAGAGACUGCUAAAGCAGCAGACCCUCAGACACCGGCUAGCCCAGUACCUGCCCAGAAUGCACCACAGGAGAACCGGAGAACAUCAGGGCCUCAGAAACCGCCAGAGCAGCCAGGCCAACCUGGGCAUAAGCAGAGUAAUGCCACCCCAUGCACACAGGAGGAGCCUGGGAAGCCUCAGCAAGAGCUUCCAAAGGAUGGAGCCUCUCCUGCCAACGUUGUGCCACAGCUACAGGCUCAGGCCCCCAAGCAAGAGUCAGGGGGCUUCUUUGGCUUUGGUGGUCCUAAGUCUCAGCCUGCUUCCUCAAAGGCUGAAGAUUCAGUGUCUGGUAAGAUGUUUGGCUUUGGCUCCUCCAUCUUCAGCUCUGCAUCCACUUUGAUCAACUCAGCUGUUCAGGAUGAGCCCCACACCACACCACCAGGUUCCCCGAAGGUGUCUGCAGCAGCUCAGGCCUCUCCCAAGAUGCCUACUACAAAGGAGACCAAACCACCUGCUGCUCAGAAAGCAGAGGAGAAGAAAGCAGAGCAACCCCAACAGGCCAAGGUCCCCCCAUCAGUACAGGUCAACAUGGACAAACCCCCAUCAGAGCCUCCAAAGGGAACAGCAUCCUACCAACCAUCUCCCAAAGCAGGCCAGUCCACCUGUCCACUCUGCAAGGUGGAACUCAACAUGGGCUCCAAGGACCCUCCCAACUACAACACCUGUACCGAAUGCAAGAACACUGUCUGCAACCUCUGUGGUUUCAACCCCAUGACAAAUGUUACUGAGGUGAAGGAGUGGCUGUGUCUGAACUGCCAGAUGAAGAGAAUGGAACCCACAGGACCUCCCAUGAUGAAACCCCAACCUUCUCCAAACAAAGGUUCUGCACCUCAGAAGGCCACUGUCACACCCAUCUCUACCCAAAAGAAAGACAUUCCAAAACCAGGCUCCCCCCAGAGAAAACCUUCUACAUCAGCAACAGAGCCACUCAAGGCAGAUGUUGCUAGAGCAGCAGACCUUCAGAAACCAGCCAGCCCAGCACCUGUUCAGAAGGCACCACAGGAGAACCGGAGAACAUCAGGGCCUCAGAAACCACCAGAUCAGCCAGGGCAACCUGGGCAUGAGCGGAGCAAUGCCACCCUGUCACAGCAGGGGCCUGGGAAGCCUCAGCAAGAGCCUCCAAAAGGUGGGACAUCUCCUGCCAAAGCUGUGCCAACACUACAGGCCAAGCCCGCCAAGCAGGAGUCAGGGGGCUUCUUUGGUGGCUUUGGUGGUCCUAAAUCUCAGAUUUCCUCAAAGCCUGAAGAUUCAGUGUCUGGGAAGAUGUUUGGCUUUGGAUCCUCCAUCUUCAGCUCUGCAUCCACUUUGAUCACCUCAGCUGUUCAGGAUGAGCCCCACACCACACCACCAGGUUCUCCGAAGGUGUCUGCAGCAGCCCAGGCCUCUCCCAAGAUGCCCCCUACAAAGGAAACCAAACCACCUGCUGCUCAGAAAGCAGAGGAGAAGAAAGCAGAGCAACCCCAGCAGGCCAAGGUCCCCCCAUCAGUACAGGUCAACGUGGACAAACCCCCAUCAGAGCCUCCAAAGGGAACAGCAUCCUACCAACCAUCUCCGAAAGCAGGCCAGUCCAUCUGUCCACUCUGCAAGGUGGAACUCAACAUGGGCUCCAGGGACCCUCCCAACUACAACACCUGUACCGAAUGCAAGAACACUGUCUGCAACCUCUGUGGAUUCAACCCCAUGCCAAAUGUUACUGAGGUGAAUGUGUGGCUGUGUCUGAACUGCCAGAUGCACAGAGCACUUGGAGGAAUGGAACCUCAAGGACCUACCAUGAUGAAACCCAAGCCUUCCCCCAACAAAGUCUCUGCUCCUGCUGCUCCUCAAACGAGAGACACACCAACAGCAUCUGGUCCUCUAAAAGUGGCCACUGCACCAGCCUCACCCAACAAAGAGUCAGUGACUCCAGCCUCUCAGCCUGUCCCCUCAAAACCUGAAGAGUCAGUGUCUGGGAAAAUGUUUGGCUUUGGUUCCUCCAUCUUCAGCUCUGCAUCCACUUUGAUCACUUCAGCUGUUCAGGAUGAGCCCCACACCACACCGCCAGCUUCCCUCAAGGUGUCUGCACCCUUUGCGCUUCAAAAGCAGGAGACUCCCACACCAACUGGUGCCCAAAAAGGUGCACCAACACCAGUGUCACCCAAAAAAGAGGCUCAAACACCAGCCAUAGCCCCAAAGAAAGACACCCCAAUGCCAGCCUCCCCCCAAAGAAAGCCAGACUCCCCCACAAUGACUGCAAAGCAGGACCAGAAACCUUCAAGUCCUUUAAAACCAGUAGACCCAUCAGGGGCUAAGCAGGGGAGUGCUGCACAACCACAGCAGCAGAAGACUCCACAAGUCCAGCCUCAGCAGACCCCAGCAAGUGCACUGAAAGCAGAACCUGUGAAGCCUCAGCAGACCCCAUCAAGUGCACUGAAAGCAGAACCUGUGAAGCCUCAGCAACAGCCUCCUAGAGUUGGGACCUCUCCAGGACUGGCUCAGAAGACACCACAGGAAAACCGGAGAACAUCAGAAGUUCAGAAACCACCACAGCAGCCCAGCCCUGGGCGUAGGCAGAGUAUUGCCAUUCCGUCCACACAGCAACACCCCAAGCAGGAGUCAGGAGGCUUCUUUGGCUUUGGUGGUCCCAAAUCUCAGUCUACCCCUUCAAAGCCUGAAGAUUCAGUGUCUGGGAAGAUGUUUGGCUUUGGCUCCUCCAUCUUCAGCUCAGCAUCCACUUUGAUCACCUCAGCUGUUCAGGAUGAGCCCCACACCACUCUGCCAGCUUCCCCCAUGGUGUCUGCACCGGCCUCUCCCAAGAUGCCCCCUGCAAAGGAGACCAAACCACCUGCUGUUCAGAAUGCAAAGGAGAAGAAAGCAGAGAAACCCCAACAGGCCAAGGUCCCCACAUUAUUACAGGCCAACGUGGACAAACCCCGAUCAGAGCCUCCAAAGGGAGCAGCAUCUUCCCAACCAGUUCUCAAAGCAGGCCAGUCCACCUGUCCACUAUGUAAGAUGGAACUCAACAUGGGCUCCAAGGACCCUCCCAACUACAACACCUGUACCGAAUGCAAGAACACUGUCUGCAACCUCUGUGGAUUUAACCCCAUGCCAAGCGUUACUGAGAUGAAGGAGUGGCUGUGUCUGAACUGCCAGAUGCAGAGAGCUCUUGGAGGAAUUGAACCCCCAGAACCCCUCAUGAUGAAACUGUAUCCCAACAAAGUUUUUGCACCUCAAACAAUCACUGUCACACCUAUUGCAGCUCAAAAGGACAUUACAACACCUGCUGCAUCUGUGAAGACAGACAGUCCAAUCCCAAGCUCCCCUCAAAGGAAACCAGUUCCCCCUGCAGCUGAGAUAUCAAAAGCUGAAGCUACUAAAGCAGCAAGCACUCAAAUGCCGGCAAGCCCAGCUCAGAUGGCAUCACAAGGGAACCGGAGAGCUUCAGAACCUCAGAAACCACCACAGCAUCCCAGCCAGCCUGGGCGUAGGCAGAGUAGUGCCAUCCCAGACACACAGCAACACCCCAAGCAGGAGUCAGGAGGCUUCUUUGGCUUUGGUGGUACCAAAUCUCAGUCUACCCCCUCAAAGGCUGAAGAGUCAGUGUCUGGUAAGAUGUUUGGCUUUGGCUCCUCCAUCUUCAGCUCUGCAUCCACUUUGAUCACCUCAGCUGUUCAGGAUGAGCCCCACACCACACCGCCAGGUUCCCCAAAGGUGUCUGCACUGGCCUCUCACAAGUUGCCCCCUGCAAAGGAGACCAAACCACCUGCUACUGAGAGAGCAGAGGAAUCAAAAGCAGAGCAACCCCAGCAGGCCAAGGUCCCCCCAUCAGUACAGGCUAAAGUUGACCAACCCUCAUCAGAGCCCCCAAAAGGAGUAGCAUCCUCCCAACCAGCUCUCAAAGCAGGCCAGUCCACCUGUCCACUCUGCAAGGUGGACCUCAACAUUGACUCCAAGGACCCUCCCAACUACAACACCUGUACCGAAUGCAAGAACACUGUCUGCAACCUCUGUGGAUUUAACCCAAUGCCACAUGUUACUGAGGUGAAGGAAUGGCUGUGUCUGAACUGCCAGAUGCAGAGAGCUCUUGGGGGAAUGGAACCCCCAGAACCCCUCAUGAUGAAACCCCAACCCUUACUCAACAAAGUUUCUACACCUGUUGCACCUCAAAAGGAGCCUCCGGCAACUCAAAAGGAAAAGGAGACUGUCAUACCUGCUGUAGAUCAGAAGAAGGCCGCAUCCACACUCCAAAAAGAAGAGACAACCACUCUUGCUGCACCACAAAAGGAGACUCCAUUACCAGCCUCAUCCAAAAUGGGGGAGACACCAGUUAGAGCUUUAAAGCAGGACACUCCAACACCAGAUUCACCACAAAAUAAAAAAUAUCCUACACCACCAGGUGUUUCUGUAACAGAUGAGGUCCCAACCACAGCUUUGCCUGUCAAGAAGGACAUUUCUGCCUCAGCCCUUAUCAAGGAGGAACCAACUUCUGCCUCCCCUCUCAUCAAGGAGGUCACUGGUUCACCUCUCACUAAGGGGGCACCAGCCUCACCUCAAAAUAAUAAGGAACAUAUACUACCAGGGUCACAAAACAGAAAGGUGUCCCCAACACCAGGUUCAACCCAAGAUAACUAUGCUGGACAAUCAGGUUUACCUCUGAAGAAGGAAGCACCAUUUUCAACAGCAGUAGAGACUAAAGAGGUCCAACUUCCAGCUGCAGUUAUAAGCAAUGAGGCACCUGUUCCAGAUUCACUCAAAACAAACGAGGCAACAACACUUGGCUCCGCAAUGAAAAAAGAGCGUUCAUCUACUGAGAUCUCGAUUGACAACCAGAAACCUGCAAUUGUUCAAAAGUCGAUGGAGCCACCAGCCACACCUACAAACAAGCAGAACAAGGUUGUUCAACCCUUACAGCAGCCAGAAAAGAAAAUGCCUGCUGCACAGCCUCUGGCACAAGUACAGCCCCAGGAAGCUCCAAAGCCAGACCCCAAAAUCACUCCCCCAAAGCAGGAGCUUGGGAAACCAGCCAGUUCAGCACCUGCUCAGAAGGCACUAGAAAACCAGGGAACAUCAGAACCUCAGACACCACCACAGCAGCCCAGCCAGAGUAGUGCCAUCCCAUCCACACAGCAACCCCCCAAGCAGGAGUCAGGAGGCUUAUUUGGCUUUGGUGGUCCCAAAUCUCAGUCUACCCCCUCAAAGCCUGAAGAGUCAGUGUCGGGUAAGAUGUUUGGCUUUGGCUCCUCCAUCUUCAGUUCUGCAUCCACUUUGAUCACCUCAGCUGUUCAGGAUGAGCCCCACACCACUCUGCCAGCUUCCCCCAUGGUGUCUGCACCGGCCUCUCCCAAGAUGCCCCCUGCAAAGGAGACCAAACCACCUGCUGUUCAGAAUGCAGAGGAGAAGAAAGCAGAGCAACCCCAACAGGCCAAGGUCCCCACAUUAUUACAGGCCAACGUGGACAAACCCACAUCAGAGCCUCCAAAGGGAGCAGCAUCUUCCCAACCAGCUCUCAAAGCAGGCCAGUCCACCUGUCCACUCUGCAAGGUGGACCUCAACAUGGGCUCCAAGGACCCUCCCAACUACAACACCUGUACUGAAUGCAAGAACACUGUCUGCAACCUCUGUGGAUUUAACCCCAUGCCACAUGAAACAGAGGUAAAGGAAUGGCUGUGUCUGAACUGCCAGAUGCAGAGAGCUCUUGGAGGAAUGGAACCCCCAGGACCGCCGAUGAUUAAAUCCCAACCCUUGCCAAGCAAAGUCUCCACACCUGCUGCAUCUCUAAAGCUGACCCCAGCACCAGCUAAACCCCAAAAGGAGGAGAUUCCAACACCUGCGGCUGCCCAAAAAGAGAUUCCUCCACCCACUGUACCUCAGGAGACACUAAUACCGGCUGGAACCCCAUCAACAGCUGCAGUCAAAAAGGAGGAGACCCCAGCACCAGGAUCCCCACAAAACAAACAUGCUCCACCUGCUGUGGCUGCAAAGGACAAACAGGAACCUAUAAUUGUUCAGAAACCAGUGGAACAAACAAUUCCAGUGACACUCAUACCCAGUGGUGCUGCUACACCUGCACAACAGCCAGAAAAGCAAACUCCUCCACUGCAACAGCCUGAUGCUAAGCCCCCACCACAACUGCAGCACCAGCAAGUUCCAAAGAUAGACCCCAAAACUGAUCCCCUAAAGCAGGAGCCUGGAAAGCCUCAACAACAGCUUCCAAAAGGUGGGACCUCUCCUGCCAAAGCUGUAUCACAACCACAGGCCAAGCCCCCAAAGCAGUCAGUGGGCUUCUUUGGCUUUGGCGGUGCUAAAUCUCAGCCUUCUCAGUCAAAGCCUGAAGAGUCAGUGUCUGGGAAGAUGUUUGGCUUUGGAUCCUCCAUCUUCAGCUCUGCAUCCACUUUGAUCACCUCAGCUGUUCAGGAUGAGCCCCACACCACUCUGCCAGCUUCCCCCAUGGUGUCUGCACCGGCCUCUCCCAUGAUGACCCCUGCAAAGGAGACCAAACCACAUGCUGUUCAGAAUGCAGAGGAGAAGAAAGCAGAGCAACCCCAACAGGCCAAGGUCCCCACAUUAUUACACGCCAAAGUGGACCAACCCCCAUUAGAACCUCCAAAGGGAAAAGCAUCUUCCCAACCAGCUCUCAAAGCAGGCCAGUCCACCUGUCCACUCUGCAAGGUGGAACUCAACAUUGACUCCAAGGACCCUCCCAACUACAACACCUGCACCGAAUGCAAGAACACUGUCUGCAACCUCUGUGGAUUUAACCCCAUGCCACAUGAAACAGAGGUAAGACUGUGAAAAUAUGUUAAUUACAUUUGAUUAUGUUUAUAACUUAAACAUGUUUCAAGGCCUCUGUAAUCCCCAAUGCCGCGUUGAGCAGGUGUAAUUUCUCGUGCACUAUUCAGAAAAUGCUAACCCCAUAGGCACAUGGCAGAGGUUGAUAUACUCACUAAACUGUUUUAUUAUCCAGCCUUAGACUAGUUAUGUUGCUUCUAG
Messenger RNA from Oncorhynchus mykiss (rainbow trout), 8589 nucleotides. NCBI's taxonomy places the organism in Eukaryota, Metazoa, Chordata, Actinopteri, Salmoniformes, Salmonidae. The record is from RefSeq and is a predicted model, not a curated record.